Mus musculus (house mouse) is the source of this 1975-nucleotide messenger RNA. It is a transcript of the gene Ccr7, whose product is annotated as C-C motif chemokine receptor 7. Gene Ontology annotation, molecular function: chemokine (C-C motif) ligand 21 binding; C-C motif chemokine 21 receptor activity; C-C motif chemokine 19 receptor activity. Gene Ontology annotation, biological process: CCL21-activated CCR7 signaling pathway; CCL19-activated CCR7 signaling pathway; myeloid dendritic cell chemotaxis. Bases 80 to 1216 code for a protein of 378 amino acids. Gene Ontology annotation, cellular component: membrane; cell surface; mitochondrion. The record is from RefSeq and is marked validated. The transcript has 3 exons. Lineage: Eukaryota; Metazoa; Chordata; Mammalia; Rodentia; Muridae.
GCCAGAGAGGGCUAGCUGGAGAGAGACAAGAACCAAAAGCACAGCCUUCCUGUGUGAUUUCUACAGCCCCCAGAGCACCAUGGACCCAGGGAAACCCAGGAAAAACGUGCUGGUGGUGGCUCUCCUUGUCAUUUUCCAGGUGUGCUUCUGCCAAGAUGAGGUCACCGAUGACUACAUCGGCGAGAAUACCACGGUGGACUACACCCUGUACGAGUCGGUGUGCUUCAAGAAGGAUGUGCGGAACUUUAAGGCCUGGUUCCUGCCUCUCAUGUAUUCUGUCAUCUGCUUCGUGGGCCUGCUCGGCAACGGGCUGGUGAUACUGACGUACAUCUAUUUCAAGAGGCUCAAGACCAUGACGGAUACCUACCUGCUCAACCUGGCCGUGGCAGACAUCCUUUUCCUCCUAAUUCUUCCCUUCUGGGCCUACAGCGAAGCCAAGUCCUGGAUCUUUGGCGUCUACCUGUGUAAGGGCAUCUUUGGCAUCUAUAAGUUAAGCUUCUUCAGCGGGAUGCUGCUGCUCCUAUGCAUCAGCAUUGACCGCUACGUAGCCAUCGUCCAGGCCGUGUCGGCUCAUCGCCACCGCGCCCGCGUGCUUCUCAUCAGCAAGCUGUCCUGUGUGGGCAUCUGGAUGCUGGCCCUCUUCCUCUCCAUCCCGGAGCUGCUCUACAGCGGCCUCCAGAAGAACAGCGGCGAGGACACGCUGAGAUGCUCACUGGUCAGUGCCCAAGUGGAGGCCUUGAUCACCAUCCAAGUGGCCCAGAUGGUUUUUGGGUUCCUAGUGCCUAUGCUGGCUAUGAGUUUCUGCUACCUCAUUAUCAUCCGUACCUUGCUCCAGGCACGCAACUUUGAGCGGAACAAGGCCAUCAAGGUGAUCAUUGCCGUGGUGGUAGUCUUCAUAGUCUUCCAGCUGCCCUACAAUGGGGUGGUCCUGGCUCAGACGGUGGCCAACUUCAACAUCACCAAUAGCAGCUGCGAAACCAGCAAGCAGCUCAACAUUGCCUAUGACGUCACCUACAGCCUGGCCUCCGUCCGCUGCUGCGUCAACCCUUUCUUGUAUGCCUUCAUCGGCGUCAAGUUCCGCAGCGACCUCUUCAAGCUCUUCAAGGACUUGGGCUGCCUCAGCCAGGAACGGCUCCGGCACUGGUCUUCCUGCCGGCAUGUACGGAACGCGUCGGUGAGCAUGGAGGCGGAGACCACCACAACCUUCUCCCCGUAGGGGGCUCCCCUGCCCGGACUACAAGGACCUCUCCCAGGAGCCUUAAUGUGGUGCACACAUGCACAGACUCUCCAUCCACCGAAUUGCUGCUGAGGGAAGAGCAAUUCUGGCCAGUCAGGUUGACAUGAGGACCUAAGAAACUGCUUAACCCCAUCCCACUUAUAACUACCUCAACCAAAGCUGUAAAAGAUAUGGCUGAGAAGUUAACACUCAAGCCAAGACAGCUAUCCCCAAAACGACAGCCAAAAGUGAAAGUGAGAGGCUGCCACACUUUCCGGAGUGAGGGAUGUGGGGCCAGUGAACACCCUGGUUGAGUAGUCUUCGGAGGCCUCUGAAUGAACCUGCUUCUAGCUUAGAGAGAUGUCCCGGAGAUUCAAGGACAGAGCUUAUCUCCACACUUAGCAAGCAAGCAAGAGAUGACAGUCUCUCUAAAUGCUCCCACAGAGCACCCCUGCCCCUCCCUUCUGCCUCUCCACCGCCUUUCCUGAGGUCCAGGCCACACCAUCAGCCUGAAGGCAGUCCCAGCUGGGGCUCUGGAUGGCAAUGACAAGUAGUUGGGUCUCUAUGAUGGGAAUAAAAAGGUAGGGGAAAGGUGACAGAAAGGAGAGAAGGUGACCCUGCUGGCUGACAGAGGCCAGCAAGCUACUUCUUUGUUCUCUGUCAGCCACUGAUACCUUUCCUCAUGUUCUGCUUUUGAUUCAUAUAUCUUUUAUGAAGAAACAAAUAAAAAAAAAAUUUUCCCUCGAGGAAACAACUUGG